AUGCACAAAUCAAAAACCAGCUCCGCAUUUCGGCCUGGGGCGGUUAUAGCACAUGGCGGACAGGUUGCAAAGCACCGUGGCCCAAGGAGAAAUACUCCGCUCGCUCCACAUUCAGCGGGUUCGGAGCCGAUGACUCCUCGUGACCGUGUCCUCCUUAGUGAGUGCUGCCUUAUCUCGCCGAAUUUCUCUCUUCUGUUCCGCAUCAUCGCGAACAAAAAGUCGAGACCCGUUCGCUUGGAUCGCGGCCUAGUUGCGACAACGCGCGCCAGCGUCGCUCUUAGCGGCUACACGACUCCAACUAAGCCCCGAGAGAGAGCACUUUCUAAAAGCAUC
Molecule: messenger RNA, 333 nt
Organism: Iphiclides podalirius (scarce swallowtail)
Lineage: Eukaryota; Metazoa; Arthropoda; Insecta; Lepidoptera; Papilionidae
Source: the annotation of a GenBank genome assembly